Messenger RNA from Linnemannia hyalina, 717 nucleotides. Lineage: Eukaryota; Fungi; Mortierellomycota; Mortierellomycetes; Mortierellales; Mortierellaceae. The record is from the annotation of a GenBank genome assembly.
AUGCACGAGACCACCACUGAGAUCUGGAAGAAGGCCACGGGCAAGAUUAACGAGUGGGGUGUGCAGGCGACAAACAGCUACAACGCAGCCAGGAAGCGGGAAUACAAACGCGCGGUGGACAGCGGUCGUCAGGUACCAAGGCCAGUACCCAUACACUGGUGGCCCCCUUCGGAUGCGGAUCAUGUACGAGGAUUUUCCUCCAUCGGUGGAGCUCGAGCCGUGCACAGCGGCAGUCCAGCUCUCGAUCGAGACGAGAAACCGAUGUGGAACGUGUCGGAUCUCCUCCGCGGCAUCACCCCCUUGAGCAUGUUGACUGAAUGGUCCGCGGUCUUCCGGACCCCAAUGUCCAUCGCCAAGACAGUCCUUCACAAGUUUGUUGGCUACCUGGAGGCGCAGGCCUCGAAGCUGAUCUGGAAACCUCGGUGCUCCGCGACGAUCGCGUGGGAGCAGACCAUGGGUAUCUCUGCCAAGAACAAGACAUCCAAGUACACAGGCCCCCGAGGUGACUGGAGUCAAGGAUACGGUUACAUCACGCACGAUGGUUUCUGUCCGUGUGGCGCUUCGCUAGCCACACAUGAUGAAGGAAGGUGCCCUGGAGCGACCAAGGACCCACGCGCUGCCGGCGAGCGGUUGUUGGACACACUGAAAAGUUUGGUCUAUACCCUUUACUUCCGAAUGUCUCCCUUGAGUCGUCUGUCGAGAAACAAAAUUGUGUAA